GACGAUAAACGCUCUUUUCUUUACCGCCACAAUGGCAAUCCUACGACGGCUCGUAGUUGGUAUCUCUGCCUCCCGCCCUCUCGCGGCUCGUCUGGCAACCUCGCGUCCUUCUGUCCUCGCCGCGUCCCGCUUGCUCUCCACAAACUCCCGCCAGCAGGCCCAGCAUACUGAUCAUACCAAUACUAUGCAACCUAAUCACCCAAGGUCUCCGUCGCUUCAUUCCAAUCUCCCUGGAGAGUACAAGGAUCCGUACGCGGGUGGUCCCAGUGCCAUUGAGAAGGCCGUCCACCUAUUCUUUUUCACGGAGAUCCUACGAGGAAUGUGGAUUGUGUUGGAGCAGUUCUUCCGCCCACCAUACACUAUCAUGUAUCCAUUUGAGAAGGGCCCGCUCUCACCGCGCUUCCGGGGCGAGCACGCUCUGCGUAGAUACCCUAGCGGCGAGGAGCGGUGCAUUGCCUGCAAACUUUGCGAAGCGAUCUGUCCCGCACAGGCCAUCACUAUCGAGAGUGAGGCCCGGUUGGAUGGUUCGAGGAAGACCACACGCUAUGAUAUUGACAUGACCAAGUGUAUCUACUGCGGCUUCUGUCAGGAGGCCUGUCCCGUGGACGCGAUAGUAGAGACACAAAACCAGGAGUACUCCACCGAGACUCGUGAGGAACUGCUCUACAACAAGGAGAAGCUUCUGGCAAACGGCGACCGUGCCGAGGCCGAGAUAGCUGCUAACCUACACGCGGAUCAUGUGUAUCGGUGACGACACUGGGCCGGAGAGACGUUGCAAAGCUUAAGGAGCGGACGGCAGUGCUCUGAUGACGGUGGUUUGUAAAUAAUUUCCGCGGAAGAUGCAUGCGCUGCCUUCUCC
Messenger RNA from Phanerochaete carnosa HHB-10118-sp, 859 nucleotides. RefSeq lists its product as uncharacterized. NCBI's taxonomy places the organism in Eukaryota, Fungi, Basidiomycota, Agaricomycetes, Polyporales, Phanerochaetaceae. Gene Ontology annotation, cellular component: membrane. The record is from RefSeq and is a predicted model, not a curated record. Bases 32 to 751 code for a protein of 239 amino acids. Gene Ontology annotation, biological process: mitochondrial respiratory chain complex I assembly; mitochondrial electron transport, NADH to ubiquinone. The transcript has 6 exons. Gene Ontology annotation, molecular function: NADH dehydrogenase activity; 4 iron, 4 sulfur cluster binding.